AUGGAGGAAACCAACGUGAUGAUGGCUGGCCAAAACUCGAAAACCGGAGUUAGGCCUUAUGUCCGAUCUAAGUUUCCUCGGUUAAGAUGGACACAAGAUCUUCAUGAGUGCUUUGUUCGAGCUGUGGAGCGACUCGGAGGCGAAGAGAGGGCGACUCCGAAAAUGGUUUUACAGUUAAUGGAUGUUAAAGGGCUGUCUAUAUCUCAUAUUAAGAGCCAUUUACAGAUGUAUAGGAGCAUGAGACAUGAACAAAAGAUGCAAGAAAUUGCGGAAAAAAGGAACGAGAGGAUGAGAGGAGCAAAUUUUCACCCACUCCCAAACACUUACCCUAUGUUUGCAAAUCUAUAUCAUCGUUGCAAUGAGAGGGGUCAAAUCGUCAAUUACAAUCCAUUUUACGCCGUCAACUGCCAGUAUCAAACCCGCCCAAAUCUCAACCUCGAUGUGCAGCUUCCAACCAACAACAUUAAUAACAUAAGUAUCCAAACAAGCAGACCAUUGUGGAGAGAGAUAAUACAAGAGGCAAGGAAUGAAAAGAAAGUGAUGAAUGAGAUGUCUGAACCAUUUGCUGCAAAAGAGAGGGAUGAUCAGAAACAUAAUUCUGGUGUCGUUGUUCGAGACUUUUUCAGUACAUUCUCAACCAAUGUUGGCGAGGAUAAUGGUCGUGUCUACAUGAACAACAAGGGAAAUGGAUUGCAAGGAGAAGGAACUAGUACUGGUGCUGGAAUGGAGAUCUCUCUUGAACUCACUCUUUAA
Messenger RNA from Impatiens glandulifera, 753 nucleotides. Its product is annotated as myb family transcription factor PHL7-like. The coding region runs from base 1 to 753 and encodes 250 amino acids. The record is from RefSeq and is a predicted model, not a curated record. NCBI's taxonomy places the organism in Eukaryota, Viridiplantae, Streptophyta, Magnoliopsida, Ericales, Balsaminaceae. The transcript has 6 exons. Gene Ontology annotation, molecular function: DNA-binding transcription factor activity; DNA binding.